AUGAAGCGGGGGUUCCUCAACAGUGCGAAGUCAAAGGCCAUCCGCCUUGGCUCUGACGCAGGCUACGGCUCCAGCAGCACAAUCGGUGCACCGUCGAUGCCAACCCCAGAUCUCUCCUCCAGUGGCACUGAUACAGUCAUCCUGCCGGCCAAUGCAGCCCCCGACGAGCCCGUGACUGUUUGUUUCUUCUGGCCCGGCUCGAAAGAGGUGUUGAUGAAGAUGCCGGGCUAUCCCAAACCCUUGCGCAAAGUGUCCGAGCCCACCUUUCGAGUCGGAGAGCUGAUCAUCGAUGAACAACCGUUGCUCAUUAGCGUUCGCGGGGUCCCUGUGGCGGUGCCGGCGAUGCUUAAUCAGGAACAGACGACCAAGUACCAAUUGAGAGAGUUUGAGAAGUACCUGGAGGUGGUGUUGAAGAAAAUGCGGCCUGCGGAUCGGGAAGCUUUCAUGUCUCUUGCGAAUAGCCAUCUAACUGAUGGAUCAGGACCCAUUGCUGGCCGUAUUCGAACGAAUUCUCUCGGUCUGGAUGGACUCUGUCCUGCCAUGACUGGCCCGAUGGCACAGUAUAGCUCUGUCCCGCAUUAUAUUUCGCGCAUGAAUAACAGUUGCUCACCCAAUACAACCUCCAAUUUUCACGACACGUCGAUUUCUUAUACGGUCUAUGCAGCGCGCGACAUUGCGGAAGGCGAAGAACUGACGCUGUCCUACUCCGACGUCUGGGACACUGCAGCCAACCGGCAACAGACUUUCAAGCCAUACGGUUUCGUCUGCGCAUGUGAUGCGUGUCGUGACCCCAUCAGCUCCGACCGUCGGCACGCCAAAAUUCGCGCGUUUGUUCCGUCUGUCCGGAUGUGGGCCGUCAACCGGUCGCUGCCUGAUGACUGGCUCAUCAACAAGUGCCUCGAGCAAAUAGCGCUGCUGGAACAAGAGAAGCUCGAGGGCGAGUCGCAUUACCAUGCCGCGAUUAACGCCAUCAUGGAGGCGUAUAUCUGUCUGGGCGAUUCGCCCAAAGUGCGAAAAUGGGCAGCACGUGCCCGCAAAUGCCCGUGGGCGGCAACUCUUGAGAGUCUGGAUGUGAUGAUUGCCCUCAAGUCGCAUGACGGACACCCGCUGUGGCGCAUGCGCGUCGAAAAGUGA
Molecule: messenger RNA, 1134 nt
Organism: Mycena indigotica
Lineage: Eukaryota; Fungi; Basidiomycota; Agaricomycetes; Agaricales; Mycenaceae
Product: SET domain-containing protein
Exons: 5
Coding region: 1-1134 (377 amino acids)
Molecular function (GO): protein binding
Source: RefSeq, a predicted model, not a curated record